This is a messenger RNA of Aquila chrysaetos chrysaetos, 1475 nucleotides long. It is a transcript of the gene FREY1, whose product is annotated as chromosome 2 C11orf94 homolog. The transcript has 4 exons. Bases 744 to 1022 code for a protein of 92 amino acids. The record is from RefSeq and is a predicted model, not a curated record. NCBI's taxonomy places the organism in Eukaryota, Metazoa, Chordata, Aves, Accipitriformes, Accipitridae.
CUCAGUGUGCUUCUGUGGCAGCUCCCUUGGCCAGGACAAAGGGGUAGCCAGCUGGUGGCACUGGUUUGCCUCAGAGGCAGCUACCAGCCCUGUGCAGAGCUUGGGAGCUGGAAACUGCCAGGUGUCUUGGCCUCAAGUGGAGCGUUCCUACCUGAACCAUCCUUGAGGGACUCUGGGGCUGCAGGGGUCACAGCCUUCUUGCCUCAGCACCUGAAAUAUGGGAUGUAGCCCCAUGCACAGCCCCUUAAUGGGCCACCGCAGCUGGGGACCACAGGGCUUUGGCAGUGCGGGGGGUCUGUGUUGCCACCUCAAGUCAAAGCACUGCCCUGUAACGCAGCAGUGGCAGCGUGGAAGAGCCACGAGGGAGAGACUGUGCUCCCUUCGUUUGGGCUUUUACCAGAGGAAGAUACUGAAGACUGCAAAGUCUGGAAAGUGUUGGGGGGGGUACUGAGAUGAAGGGGUUUGCUUUUAGAGGGGUUGAGAGGGAGACAAAGGGUGGUGGUGAGGGACAGGGAAACAGACCUGGAGCUAUGGCUGCACAGGAAGGAUGCGCAGCGGUUUCAGGGAGGGCUGUGAGCAGCUGGCAGGACCAAGCAGCCUAGGACCAGAAGCUUACAUACUGGGAAGGGGUAGGCAGCAGCGCCCGGGCAGGAGCCUGUCCCCUGCCCAAACUGGUUGGUGUCCCGGGGCUACUGGUGUGGCUCCUCUGUGACCUCGCUGUGGAGCUGGCAUCAGUGCGCAUCAUGCGGUGCUGGCUCCUGCUGCUCACCCUGCUGCUGGGGGCUGCCCUCCCGCGGCCCUUGAGCCAGAGGGCCAGCUACUUUGUUCCCGAGGACUUCUCUGCUCCCCUGGAGCUUCCACAGCAGCACUUUGGCCUGGUGGACGAUUACGGCAUCAAACCCAAGCAGCCUCGCUUGAGGACCUGGGCAGCCCGGGAGCGGCCAGCAGCACUGCGCAGAGCUGGCAAAAGCAAGCGCGAUGAGCUGGAUUUACUGGAGUACUACUACGAUGCCCGCCUGUGAACCAGCGUGCCCCUGUGCCCACCACAGCCCGGUCUUGGGGACCCCCCCCCGCCUGCCCCCACGGCUGCAGGAUAGUGAAUUGCAACCGGGGCUCUCGGACCAAACCCGAGAAGCUCCAGCUCCUCUUGGGGGGUCCCAAGGGAAAGAACCAGCCAGGGCCCAAACCCGCUGUGGUGGGACACAAACAGCACAGCAGCCCUGCUCCAUGAACCAUCAUAUUUAAUAGUUGUUGCCAUCACAGCAGAUCCAGCUGAAGCACAGAGACCGCUGGCUGCAGGGACCGGGAGAGCUCUUCUACCUCCCCGGUGCUUCGCACGGCUCCCUGCAGGCUUAGCCCUUCCCUGCCCCACUUCUGGCAGGCACCCAGUGCUGCAGAGGGGCUGAGCCCCACUGCUCUGGGGUGGCCCAGCUCUGCCACUGCCUCCCCCACCCGCAGCUGGGGGGGGAGAGGGG